Exophiala spinifera is the source of this 1215-nucleotide messenger RNA. RefSeq lists its product as uncharacterized. Gene Ontology annotation, molecular function: NAD binding. Lineage: Eukaryota; Fungi; Ascomycota; Eurotiomycetes; Chaetothyriales; Herpotrichiellaceae. The record is from RefSeq and is a predicted model, not a curated record. The transcript has 4 exons. The coding region runs from base 1 to 1215 and encodes 404 amino acids.
AUGGGAGGCGGUCCAGACAAGGAACAUCUCGUGAUUGCCCUCGGCGAUCCCGAGCCCAAACAUCUCACGGCAUUAUUGAAGCAACAGUUUCCUGAUAUUGACAUCACAUACUACCAAGUGUCGAGAGCCGUCGGUGGUUUCAAGGAUAAUAAAACGCUAGGAAGUCAAAUACCCGAUGGGCAAAUCUGUCUUACCGGUCCUUCGGUCUCGGUGAUGGGAUCUGACCAGCAAGAUGUGGCCUUGUUUGUGCAUCUGAUGCGACCUGAGCCCCGAUGGAGCUUCAUUACAUUGUUGCUGAUCUUCCCUCCUCCCAUCUCAAGUCUCAAACUCAUCCAUCUAUUCUCCGCGGGCGUUGAUCACUGGACGGACCACCCGGUUGUCAAAGACAGCAACAUCACAAUCACGACGUCGAGUGGUAUCCACGGUCCGCCGAUCACGGAAUGGAUCAUCAUGACGACUCUUGUGGCCAGUCGGCACUACGCUGUCGAGUACGAGUGGCAGAAGGAGCGUCAUUGGGGCCAAGGGGAGAAGUUCCAGCUCGCGGGGACAGACUGGGUGGGUAAGACGGUCGGCAUAGCAGGGUACGGAAGUAUCGGGAGACAAGCCGCACGAGUAUUCGCGGCGCUCGGCGCCAACAUCCACGCAUACACCGCCUCGCCGCGGCCGACGCCCUCGUCGCGCAAAGACACGGGAUACUUCGUCCCCGGCACCGGCGACCCGGACGGCACCAUCCCGAGUGCAUGGUACAGCGGCACGUCGACGACGUCGCUGCACACCUUCCUCGCCUCGGGCCUGGACGCGCUCCUCGUCGCGCUGCCUCUGACCCCGGCGACGCGCCACGUGUUUGGCGCCGCGGAGUUCGACCUCCUCGGCUCGUCGGGCGGCUCGCCAAAGACCAAGGCCGCCGGAGCUGGAGCGGCGGCGAAACCGUUCUUGAUCAACAUCGCGCGGGGGCCCAUCCUGGAUCAACCUGCGCUCGUCGACGCGCUGAACGACGGCGUGCUGGGCGGUGCGGCGCUCGACGUCACGGACCCCGAGCCCCUGCCGAAGGACGACCCGCUGUGGUCGGCGAAGAACGUCAUCAUCACGCCGCACGUCAGUUCGUUGGGCAAGGAGUACCUCGACCGCGCUUUUGAUCUGUUUGUCACGAACUGGAAGAGGCACGAGAGGGGGGAGAAGAUGUUCAACGUCGUCGAUAGGAAGAAGGGAUAUUGA